Molecule: messenger RNA, 480 nt
Organism: Caenorhabditis sp. 36 PRJEB53466
Lineage: Eukaryota; Metazoa; Nematoda; Chromadorea; Rhabditida; Rhabditidae
Source: the annotation of a GenBank genome assembly
AUGGCGGUCACGAAAGAAGAACAAAUUUCGGAGAAGAUUGUUCAGAUCGAGCAGGAAAUGGUGAGAAAUCACUAAAUUCCGCUGCAAAAAACCAAACUAUUUCAGGAUGCGCUAGUCAGCAAGUGUAGAGAGUUGGGAAAGACUAAAGCGCAAACCGAAUGGGAAAAGGAACGACGGAUCACCAGCGAGAAGUUCGACCGGCUCGUUGUUGUGGCCGAGGGCAGAGACGAGGUGAGACGGGGUGCAUGAAGGAAAUGUUUUUGCAAAAUUCGAUUCGUUUGUGUAAUGUAACUAACCAGUCAAACUGUUCAGAUCUCAAAGGCGGUCCUCCUACGGGGACUCAAAAGAUGUUGGAUGCGUUUUCAUGUGGUCCGCAAGUUGGCCGAUCUGGGAAUCAUUGUUGUUUUCGACGCGAGGGGAAAAAUGCUUCCGAUUCCGGGAUAUUUGCGUCGAUACUUCAGGGGAAUCCACCAGAACUGA